Cryptomeria japonica (Japanese cedar) is the source of this 603-nucleotide messenger RNA. Its product is annotated as germin-like protein 9-3. The transcript has a single exon. The record is from RefSeq and is a predicted model, not a curated record. Lineage: Eukaryota; Viridiplantae; Streptophyta; Pinopsida; Cupressales; Cupressaceae. Bases 1 to 603 code for a protein of 200 amino acids. Gene Ontology annotation, molecular function: manganese ion binding. Gene Ontology annotation, cellular component: cell wall.
AUGCUUGAGGCAAUUUUAGUGGUAUUUAGUAGUGUUGGCUUAAUCUACGCAUCGGAUCCUGAUAUUCUCACUGACUUCACCAUUCUGGUUUGGCAAUUUUCUAAUUUGACUGGGAGUUAUUUCACAUUCAAGGGAUUCCGAGAUGUGGGAACGAACAAUUUAACUGGGCCAGUAAAAGUGACAAAGGCGGUGGCGGCAGAGUUUCCGGCGCUGAAUGGGCUGGGUGUAUCAAUGGCAAUGCUGCAGUUCCCGGUAGGUGGAGUAAACCCUCCUCACACUCACCCCCGCGCUUCUGAACUUCUGUAUCUUGUGGACGGAUCUCUCCUCGUUGGAAUGGUUGACACCACGGCAAAGCUGUUCACGCAGAACCUCACUAAAGGGGAUUUAUUUGUGUUUCCGAAAGGACUCCUCCAUUACCAACUGAAUGCGGAUGCUACCUACAAGGCCUUGGUUGUUUCUGCCUUUCGAAGCGCCAAUGCAGGCACCAUGUCGGUCCCUUCUACUCUCUUCACAACCGGUAUCCCCGACGAUGUUCUGGCCAAAUCAUUCAAGACAAAUACACAGGCUAUCGAGCUGCUCAAGAGUGGCCUUAAAAGUACCUGA